GAUAUUUUCAUUUGAUUCCCUACCUUCCAUUCAUCAUAAAUCAUUGCAUGUUUAUUUCAAUGUUAAAAUACAUUAAGCUUCAACACAAAAAUCUCAUUCCUCCACAACCAAAAUGUUCAUCCAAUUCUCCAUCCUCUUUCUCCUCUUCACCACUCCCUUUACAUCUUUAAUCAAAGCAAAACAAGACAAUACCAAUUUCGUACGUUCAUUAGACCUCAAAGAAUUAAAUUUGGAGAAUAAACAAGAGAAGCUAAGCCAUUUAAAAUUCUAUUGGCAUGACAUAGUUAGUGGAAACAACCCUUCUUCAAUACCAAUUGUUCCACCACCUUUGAAAAACUCAACCACUGCUUUUGGUUUAGUUAACAUGAUUGAGAACCCUUUAACCUUAGGACCUCAAUUGAGUUCCAAAUUGGUUGGAAAAGCACAAGGAUUCUAUGCCUCAACAUCACAAAGUGAGGUAGACCUUAUCAUGGCUAUGAAUUUUGCUAUAAUUGAAGGGAAGUACAAUGGUAGCACCAUCACUAUUUUGGGGAGGAAUCCUGUUUCUGAUAAGGUUAGGGAAAUGCCUAUAAUUGGUGGUAGUGGUCUUUUCCGAUUUGCUAGAGGAUAUGCUCAACUUAGAACUCAUUGGUUUUCAUCCAAGACAAAUGAUGCUAUAGUUGAGUAUAAUAUUUAUGUGUUACAUUAUUAAUUGACAUUAUGCUAUGGUACUAUGCAUAGGAGAUAAUUACUUUGUUGUCUAUUGAUUGGUUUUUCUUCUUUUGAGGUUUUAAUAAAUAUUUAUCUAUAUAUGUUUUCA
Messenger RNA from Medicago truncatula (barrel medic), 799 nucleotides. Its product is annotated as dirigent protein 19. The record is from RefSeq and is a predicted model, not a curated record. The transcript has a single exon. Bases 113 to 691 code for a protein of 192 amino acids. Lineage: Eukaryota; Viridiplantae; Streptophyta; Magnoliopsida; Fabales; Fabaceae.